Messenger RNA from Pocillopora damicornis (cauliflower coral), 2255 nucleotides. RefSeq lists its product as uncharacterized. The record is from RefSeq and is a predicted model, not a curated record. Gene Ontology annotation, biological process: activation of GTPase activity; nucleocytoplasmic transport. Gene Ontology annotation, molecular function: GTPase activator activity; small GTPase binding. NCBI's taxonomy places the organism in Eukaryota, Metazoa, Cnidaria, Anthozoa, Scleractinia, Pocilloporidae. Gene Ontology annotation, cellular component: cytosol; nucleus; perinuclear region of cytoplasm.
CUGAAAUACUACUAAAACUAACGUUGAGCGAGGUGUUUUACCAGGUUACUUUUCUAGCUAUAAGUAAUAGUUUCAGCUCCAAUGAAGUGAUUCCAAAUCAUCAGUGAACUGCAGCUUCAGACUGAUACUGAAGGGAAUAGAUACAGGACUUUCCCUCCCAGUAAAAAGCCAAUGAAGUCUUGCAACUUCCUAUUCAACAUUUAAGGUUUCUGUGAUGUCGGGACAAUUAAAGAAUGACACUGGGCAAAGGAAACUGAGGGUAACCCUUUUGAGUGCUGAAUGGAAAGCUUCAAGCAAUGGAGACUGGACAAUCAUCAACAGAGAACUAGCAAUACAGAUGGCUAAACAUCCCAAUGUGGAAGUCAGUGUCUUCUUACCUCAGUGUAGUGAAGAGGACAAGAAAGAUGCUGAUAGUUACAAUGUUAAACUCAUUGAAGCUGUUAAACUGUCUGGUUUUGAACCAGUUCUUUGGCUAGCCUCUGUACCUGAUGGCCAUGCUAUAGAUUGUAUUCUAGGGCAUGGAGUAGCUCUUGGUCGGCUAAUUCCACUCAUAAAGAAAAAUCCAAAUUACAAUCAUUGCAAAUGGAUUCAAGUUGUCCAUACUGCCCCUGAAGAAAUAGGCAUUUACAAAAGCAUUUCUGAAGGUCAACAAAUGCAGAAAACAGAAAUAGAACUAUGUGAAAUGGCUGAUCAAGUCGUAACAAUUGGCCCCAAACUAACUGAUGCAUAUAAGCACCAACUCGGACAACAGGAUGUUUUUAAUCUGACGCCAAGCAUAUUCCCUGAAUUUUCAGAUGUGCAGCAAGCAAGCGAUGAAAGAAGAACGUUUUGUGUCUUGGUAAUUGAGAGUGGUAAUAGUGAAGAUUUUGAUGUUAAAGGAUAUGACAUUGUAGCAAAAGCUAUUGCUAACCUUAAGGAUAAAUCUUACCAACUCAAGUUUGCUUCCAAACAGAGAGGAAAGGAAGAUGAAUUAGCAGAAAAGUUACUUCAGUGUGGUAUUGAUCGUAAUCAACUAAUUAUCUGCAGCUUUGAUGAAAACAGGAAAACAUUAGCCAACUUAUUCUCUGCAGUGGAUAUUGCCAUUUUGCCCUCAAAAACUGAAGGGUUCGGGUUAAGCGCUCUUGAAGCCAUAUCUGCUGGUCUUCCAGUACUUGUCAGUGGUAACUCAGGUAUUGCAGAAGCAUUAAGGGAGGUGCCUAAUGGGUCACAGUGUAUAGUGGAUUCAGAGGAUCCUGUAGACUGGGCCAGAGCAAUAAAGGCUGUGUGUGACAAAAAAAGGAAUGUACGACUUGCAGAGGCAGAGAUUCUUCGUGAAAACUAUAUGCAGCAGUUCAGCUGGGAGAAGCCUUGUGAUUUCCUAGUUAAAAAGAUGUACAAUCUUGCAUUUGGUGGUGAAAUGAAUAUUAAGGUUGAUGUGGAUGACUUGAAACCUGAAGAACAGAAUAUGCAGACUGGCAUGUUGGCAACAGAGUCUGUCAGACAGCAAGAGGUUCAGCAGCCUGGGGCAUCUGCAACAUCAGCUGCAUCUGGAAGUGUGUCUUAUCCACAGACAGAAGAUCUUCAGGCCCUUAAAGAGGAACUCUUCAUAUCAAUUGUUAGAAAUUAUCUCCAGACCACACCACCACGUUCCAGUGAAGAGCACAAUAGGUUUAAGGAGUAUGUAAAAGAAAUGAGGCUCAUCAUUACUGGUGUUGCUGUAGGAAGUUUGGUGAUAACAGUGAAGUGUGAAUCUCUAAUAAUCUUGGAGGAGUUGUGGACAGAUUACUCAUCUGGUCAUCUUGGUGAAGUAGUUCAGAAUUGUUUUGUCACUGAAAAGAUCUUGAAGGAACUGAACGUGGCUGAGCUGAGGCUGAAGACAACAAUGGACAUAGAAGAGUACAAUGCAUGCAAAAUGUUCUUUGUGAAAGAUGCACUUAGAGAUGCUCUAUCCUCUGACUUCCACUCCACAAGUUCAACCAGUGAAAGUCCACAAAAAAAUGAGCAAUGGGAAAAAAGUGAACGGAAGAAAAAGAUUAUGGAGACAGCAAGAUUGGAAGGUACUUCACCCCUCACUGUAAUACCCACCACUGGUCAUGGAAAAGAACUAGAAGAACUGUGGGGAAGGAAAGGUGAACAGGAUGCUCAGUUUGAACUUAUUUUUCAAGUUAAUGUAAUUAAAACAUGUUGCUCAUUGUGUUCAGCUAUUAAUCCUGGUGGAAAGUUGUAUUCUAUUGAAAGUUAUGGACUAUUUAAGGUUCUUCAUGUUGGUUGAGGUU